Molecule: messenger RNA, 873 nt
Organism: Sporothrix brasiliensis 5110
Lineage: Eukaryota; Fungi; Ascomycota; Sordariomycetes; Ophiostomatales; Ophiostomataceae
Exons: 1
Coding region: 1-873 (290 amino acids)
Source: RefSeq, a predicted model, not a curated record
AUGAACGACGACGAAGCACCGGCCCCCGACGUGCUAUUUGCAGGCGUCGACAACGUUUUUGAGUGUCUGGUCCACCUGGACAAGAACCAGGACGUCCUUGUUGUCGGUGACGUGUCACCCACCAACUUUCGCGCCAUUGAGACCGAACGCAACCGCCGGGGACAAAAGUUUCGUCUCUUUUACCAACCCGCGUGGGAAUUGGUCGUCGUCACGGUGCCCACGCUCGUGCACUCCAUCAUGCACACCAUGCUCUACGAUACGGUCCGCGAUGCGCUCAGGGGUAUGAAUGCCCAUGCCGGCUGGAUGUCGGUAGGUACGACGACUUUCAACGCAACCAAUGGCUCGUCUGGUCAAGCAGACGCCGCGGGCUGGCCGAUCGACAGCCGCAAUGCAGACGACUGGCCAACGUUGGUCGUCGAGGCAGGUGUCUCCCAGACGUUGCGCCUGUCGUUGCUACAGGCCAAGAUGCGUUGGUGGUUUGACGUGGCCACGUCAAAUCACCAAGUCAAAGUGGUCGUCCUGGUCAUGUUGGACGCCGCACGGGAGGCCAUCUGCAUCGAAAAGUGGGUGAAAACGCAAAAGCCGGGCCGCCCUGGAGCCACAACAACGCGCCAGGCUACGUGCUCUGGCUUGGCCGCACCCCAGCCCGUCUGCGCGCAGACCAUCGACAUAACCUGGGCGGGGCCCGCCCCCAUUAUGCAGAUGCCAAAGCAAGACCGGGCGCCGGCACACUUCUGCGUAACCGGCGGUCCGCUGGUGAUUGGAUUUGGCGAGAUUUAUCUUCGCGUGCCCAACACCGAAGAGCACGACAUUGCCAUCGCCACUGCACACCUCCAACAGUAUGCUAGUCGUCUCUGGCAAUAUGUGGUUUAG